This is a messenger RNA of Calliphora vicina (urban bluebottle blowfly), 1600 nucleotides long. Its product is annotated as G-protein coupled receptor Mth2-like. Lineage: Eukaryota; Metazoa; Arthropoda; Insecta; Diptera; Calliphoridae. Bases 93 to 1478 code for a protein of 461 amino acids. The transcript is spliced from 8 exons. Gene Ontology annotation, molecular function: G protein-coupled receptor activity. The record is from RefSeq and is a predicted model, not a curated record. Gene Ontology annotation, biological process: cell surface receptor signaling pathway. Gene Ontology annotation, cellular component: membrane.
UUGUGUUUAGAUCAAGAACCGCAUUAACACAAUUUAAAAUCAAUAAUAAUAAUUUUGUAUUAAUAACUCAUAGAAGUAAUUGCAAAUAAAAAAUGCAUUUGAAUCAGUUGCUAUUUAUAAUUCUGAUUUUGUAUAACUUUGCUUUGCACAAUGUUAUGGGAUUUUUUAAUUGUGCCUAUGAGAAUACAAUUAAAAUCACCAAGGACGACGCAUUCUUACCAAAUGGUUCCUAUAUUUACGAUAAUCAAACACUAGUACCUCCCCAACUAGUGGCCAAUUAUGAUUAUGAAAUUUUAUAUAAUGGCAGCCGACAUAAGGUACCUCAACAUAAACGUGCCUGUAUCUGCCACCUGAAACCAUGCGUCACUUUGUGUUCCCAGGACAUCUUAAAAACCUAUCAGUAUGUCAAAAAUAAUGCUAUAUCUGCUGCCUUGGAUAUAUUUUCUAUUAAAGUGACUCUAGCGAAUAAAAGUGUUGUAAGGCAAAACAUAGCCCUGGAUUUUGCACCCAUUGUAUUGAACAAAUAUUGUGAAUCAUCAUAUAUGCUUUCACCAGAAACGAAUAAAAAUUACAACUGGACUUUGUUUGAGAAUGGUACUUUAUUGCGUCACAGCGAUCGAGUUCAAAUGGAAAGAUCAGAAUAUUGUUUUGAUUUGCACAUGGAAAAAAUUGGUAAUGAUACGUUUGAUUUAAUAAAUCCCAGGAUAUGUGCUAUACCCAAAAUUAUGUUUAGUUCUUUAGAGAAGAACAAUUAUUGGAUCCAAGUGCUUUCGAUAAUGUUUUUAAGUGCAACCAUUAUUGCAUAUUUCUACCAACCGGGAUUCCAAAAUUUGCAUGGAAAACUUUUAAUAACAUAUGCGGGCAAUUUGUUGUUGUCCUUUGCUAUUUUUAGUUUCAUAAAUCUUUCGCAAAAAACGUUUGAACGUGUUCCCUGUUUACUAAUGGGAUAUUUAAAUCAUUAUUUCCAAUUAUCUCACUACACUUGGUUGGCUAUAAUUUGCUAUGAUAUCUGGCGAACAAUUAGUGAUGUACAAUACAAAUCUUCAUAUCAUAAAUAUGCGAAAUAUGGUUAUCCUUUGCCAAUUCUGAUGACACUUUUGGCAUUUGCUGCUCAAAAUAUAAACAUUAACGAGGCUUUAAAACCGGGUAUAAGUGAAGACAGAUGUGGUUUGGAUGUUCAUAAAUGGUCGGCUGCUAUAUACCUAUUUGGUCCCUGUUUAAUGAUUUUGAUGUAUAGUUUACUAUGCAUUAUUUUGACCUUAAGAAUAAUUGGAACUAAUCAUUACAACUUAUAUUUGCGUUUUCUUCAAAUGCUGGUCAUAUGUUGGUUUUUCGACAUUCUAUCAUUUGUAUUACAUAUGAAGAAUUUGACGACUGCUUCGGCUAUAAUUGACUAUAUUAAUUCACUGCAGGGAUUAUUUAUAUUUAUUACUUACUUUGUACUACGAAAUGUACAGAAUAAAAUUAGAACAACGUAGUUUCCGCAUAUGAUUUAAAACAAAUCUGUCAAGCCGCUGAAAAGUCAUUGGAGAGUUCAAAAAUUCCCCAUUUUAUAAAUAUAUUGAUAAUAAUUUCAAUAAAUAAACGAUGAUAAAAAUAA